Rubroshorea leprosula is the source of this 3245-nucleotide messenger RNA. NCBI's taxonomy places the organism in Eukaryota, Viridiplantae, Streptophyta, Magnoliopsida, Malvales, Dipterocarpaceae. The record is from the annotation of a GenBank genome assembly.
CUUCUACAGCUCUGACGGUGAGACCACAUAAUCUUCUUACCGGCCGACAUAGCCUCAGACCACCGCCACCCCAGGCUUGCAUUGAGCAAAGUCCAUCGUCUCUAACCUGCAAGGUUAAAACCGGUUCUCUCUUCCAUUUGUUUUUUUCUAAAACCCCCAGCUUAUUCCUAAAAUAAAAGGCUAAAACCCCACUCUGUUCAGGCUCAAAAUAAUAUUCAAUGGAAAGGCUCUAAAUUUUUUGUGCCUGGCUGUUGUCCAUCUCUUUUUCCGGUUGCACCCAUUUGUAUUUCUUGUUCCUAGGGAGCCCGUUUAUUGAAAUUCCAACAGAGCCUUGAAGACAAGCAAUCCCGAUUGUCUAUUUUCUUUUCAAAGGCAUGCUGUUGAGUAGCAAGCUGGCUCAAAAGUAUAUUUGAGAGUUUGACAUAUUGCAUAGAUGGAUAUAGUUGAAUCCAUAUUGGAUAUUCCUGUGCAAGACCCACCAGAGGACUUCUCUUCUGCUGACCUGACCUGGACGAAAUUUGGCACAGCUGACCGCCAUGAAGAUGUAGCGCUUAUUCCUUAUGAACAAGUAGAUGCAUUUAUUGUUGGAGAAUGCUCUAAUGUUGAAUACCCUACACAAUUCCAUAUUGAGAGGGGAAGGAAAAGAUCAAAGGGCGAGUUGAAGAAGUAUAAGAGUGAUGAAUAUCUAGAGUAUAGGUGGUAUUGGUGUUCCUUUGGUCCUGAAAAUUAUGGAGAAGGUGGAGAUGUAUUACCUAGCCGAAGAUAUCGCCUUCAAACCCGAAACCGUGCUCCUAGACCUCAAUCAAUGCGAGGCUGCCAAUGCAAUUUUACUGUGAAACGUCUAUAUUCUCGUCCAUCUAUAGCCCUCAUUAUAUACCAUGAAAGGCGUCAUGUAAACAAGUCUGGUUUUGUCUGCCAUGGGCCACUUGACAAAGAUGCCAUUGGUCCUGGUGCCAAGAAAAUUCCAUAUAUAUGUAAUGAAAUUCAACAACAAACAAUGUCUAUGAUUUAUCUUGGAAUUCCUGAAGAAAAUGUCUUAGAAAAACACAUUGAGGGCAUUGAAAGAUACUGUGGUGCAAAUCCAAAAGUUAAUAGCCUUGCUUCACAGUAUGUCCACAAACUUGGGAUGAUUAUUAAACGGUCCACCCAUGAAUUGGAUCUAGAUGAUCAAGCUAGCAUUCGGAUGUGGGUUGAACGCAAUAAGAAAUCCAUAUUCUUCUAUCAGGAUUCAUCAGAAACUGAUCCUUUCAUUCUGGGAGUUCAAACGGAAUGGCAAUUGCAACAAAUGGUACGUUUUGGUCAUCGCAGCCUCAUUGCGACUGAUUCAACAUUUGGCAUAAAAAGACUUAAGUAUCCCUUAUGCACCCUUCUUGUGUUUGAUUCAAGACAACAUGCGCUACCUGUUGCAUGGGUCAUUACUCGUAGCUUUGCUAAGCCAGAUGUGACUAAAUGGAUGAAAGCUCUACUUGAUCGAACUCGUGGUGUAGACCAGCGAUGGGAAAUCAGUGGUUUUUUGAUUGAUGAUGCUGCAACAGAGAUUGAUCCCAUAAGGGAAUUGUUUUGUUGUCCAGUCCUCUUUUCCCUCUGGCGUGUUCGUAGAUCAUGGCUGAGGAAUGUUGUUAAGAAAUGCUCCAACAUUGAAGUUCAACGUGAGAUUUUCAAAUGUUUGGGCAAAAUAGUUCACAGCAUUUGGGGUGGAGUGGAUCCUUCAGUUGUUUUGGAAGAUCUUAUUCAGGAUUUUGUUGAUCAAACUGCCUUCAUAGAGUAUUUUAAGGCAUCUUGGGUGCCUAAGAUAGAAAUGUGGCUCUCAACAAUGAGAAUGCUUCCACUUGCAAGUCAGGAGGCAUCUGGGGCCAUAGAAGCCUACCACGUGAAGCUUAAAGCAAAAUUGUUUGAUGAUUCACAUCUUGGUGCACUUCAAAGAGUUGACUGGUUAGUCCACAAGCUCACCACUGAAUUGCAUUCAGCCUAUUGGCUUGACCGGUAUGCAGAUGAAAGUGAUUCAUUUCAAAAUGUUAAGGAGGAAUAUAUUGCAUCUACAUCGUGGCAUCGUGCACAACAAAUUCCCAAUUCUGCCGUUACCUUGGAUGAUAAGAAUCACCAAUUUGCCAAGGUGGAAAGCCAGAAAGACGGCAGUGUAACACAUUUAGUUUGGAACCCUGGAUCAGAAUUUGCUUUCUGUGAUUGUGCAUGGUCUAUGCAAGGCAACCUUUGCAAGCAUGUCAUUAAGGUCAAUAUGAUGUGUGAAAAUUGUGAGGGCUAUCAACCUUCCAUGUCUUAUCAGUCCUUCAGAGAGAUAUUGGUGGAUCUCUGGAAAAAGCCAAUGGAUGAUUCAGUUGCAUUAGAUGAGUCGGUUGCUUGGACUCACCAGAUGCUCAAUCAAAUUAAACAACUAGUGGAACUGACUACUUCAAAUGACAUUGGUGCUGUUGUAAACAAUAUGCCAUUGAAAUGGGUAUCUAAGAAAGGCAGGACGUUUGUUGGGAUACCAGCCUCUAUUCAAGCUCCUCCAUCCAGUUCCAAGACCAUUUCAAAGAAUGCACGCAGGAGUAGGAAGAGAAAAAGAUUGUCAAGAUUGAGAUGAUAGCAUAAGUUGUUUCUAUAGUGUGUCAUAGCUUGACACUGCCCACUGGAUGUCUAACAUGCAAAUCUUUUUGACUGUCAUGGUGACUGACUGCAUGGCAUGCGUGGUGCUUUUACUUUCUUGGAGAAGCUAACCCAUGCUAAAUGAAGCAGUGAUCGAGUGUAGCCAACCUAUGAAGAUAUAUUCUCAUGAAACACUGCAUUUUCACUUACAAUAGUUGGAAAUGUGAAGAUUUCUUAGAGAAUAAUCACUCUUGAAUUCCAUCAAGAUGGAUUGGGAAGCGGACUGUGAAAAGAAGGUAGCAAUCACUAUCAAAAUUUGCUUCAGAAUUUGGGCACACUUGGGUAUUAUGCUAAUUAUUUCAUUCCAUCAUUCCUUCUGGCACUUAGUUACCUAACUUACCCUGCAGUAUAAUUGCUUGCAAGGGACCUUUAAUGUGCAUUUUUGGUUGAAGGUUAAUAUGGCGGGCAUCAUACAAUGGAUCCAUUCAUCAUAUGAUUAGUUUCUGUUGUGAAGAUGCGCUAAACUUGAAGAAUAUACAAAAACAUUGGUUGUUUAACAAACACUGUCAAAGUCAAUAGGUUGGACUUUGUUGUUAUUGACUUUUACUGUAUUAUAAAAUGAAUCCCUUUGUUUUAUGAAAGAAAGCUUAUUAUUUUCG